AUGACCCCGAAAGGUUUCCAAACUUGCGUGGGGGGGCCUGACUUUCUGAAGAACUCGGGCCCCAUCAACCGCUUCUACAAGGAGACCCGCGCAGCGAGGAACGUCGUCGUUGCCAUCAAGUCGCGGCCGUUCGGAAUCAGAGUCAAAGGGCUGUUACUUGAAGCCAUGGUCUGGCGACUGGCAGCGUUUUAUUCCUUCCCGCCUGCUGGCAGAGGCAGCGCAGGACCGGAGGAGCUGAACCGCGAGUCCUUCGCACUUUUUCUCUUGGCAAUGUGGGAGUUACAGCAGUGGAGGACGUCACCUGCUUUUGGAGCUGAACUGGUGCGUGACUUGAACGCUUCGAACCCGCAAAUGGGAAAGCAGCGAUGGAAGAAGUACGUGUCUCAACUAGACGCAGCACGUGAGGAAAUUCGCCAACUGGCAUGGCCUGUGAUGCUUGAUCCGUACCUAGCGCAGCAGACCAAAUGGCGGAGGCGCUUGGAGAAGAAGUUGCCGGGGGUUCGCACCAGGAGUGCAGCAAAGAGCUUGGCCACCCUUGAGGUCCUGGACGUACCACUGCAAGCACGUUUCCAGCUUGGCGCGUUCCUUGAAGCAGCCGACAAAAAGUGCAAGAACUUUGCAGAUGAUGCGUUUUUGGGGUUGAGGGUCUGGAGUGGGGAUUCGUUGCUGGCAGUCGCCAUGUCCCAGCUGCAAACGGGGAUGAGGAAGCUUCAUGUUCCUUGCCGAGCAACUUGCAGGGACUCGGCGUGA
This is a messenger RNA of Symbiodinium natans, 750 nucleotides long. Lineage: Eukaryota; Dinophyceae; Suessiales; Symbiodiniaceae. The record is from the annotation of a GenBank genome assembly.